AUGGCGCUCGAUUCGUACUACCAGAACAAGAUCGAGGCCAUGAAGCUCGAGAUCCUCAAGGGUCAAGCUGUCCUCCGCCGUCUCGAGGCCCAGAGAAACGACUACAACUCGCGGGUGCGUCUACUGAGAGAAGAGCUUGGUCUGUUGCAGCAGCCCGGUUCCUACGUCGGUGAGGUUGUGAAGGUCAUGAGCACGAAGAAGGUCCUGGUCAAGGUGCAUCCGGAAGGCAAAUACGUCGUCGAUAUCUCCGACAAUGUCGACAUCACAAAGCUCACCGUCGGCAAGCGUGUAACCCUCCUGUCCGACAGCUACAAGCUCGAGAAGAUGCUCCCCUCAUCCGUCGAUCCCCUCGUCUCCCUCAUGAUGGUCGAGAAGGUCCCCGACAGCACAUACGACAUGAUUGGUGGUCUGGAUCAGCAGAUCAAGGAAAUCAAGGAGGUUAUCGAGCUCGGUCUCAAGCACCCCGAGCUGUUCGAGUCUCUGGGUAUCGCCCAACCGAAGGGUGUCCUCCUCUACGGUCCCCCCGGCACGGGCAAGACCCUGCUCGCCAGAGCUGUCGCCCACCACACCGACUGCAAGUUUAUCCGUGUCUCCGGUUCCGAGUUGGUGCAAAAGUACAUCGGAGAGGGUUCCCGUAUGGUUCGCGAGCUGUUCGUCAUGGCCCGUGAGCACGCCCCCUCCAUUAUCUUCAUGGACGAAAUCGAUUCCAUUGGUUCUUCCCGUGUCGAGGGUUCCUCAGGAGGCGAUUCCGAAGUCCAGCGUACCAUGUUGGAGCUUCUUAACCAGCUCGAUGGUUUCGAGCCUACCAAGAACAUCAAGGUCAUUAUGGCCACCAACCGUCUUGACAUUCUCGACCCCGCAUUGCUGCGUCCCGGACGUAUCGACCGAAAGAUCGAGUUCCCCCCGCCAUCCGUCGAGGCCCGUGCCGACAUUCUCCGUAUCCACAGCCGCAAGAUGAACCUGACGAGAGGCAUCAACCUUACCAAGAUUGCCGAGAAGAUGAACGGUUGCUCUGGUGCCGAGCUGAAGGGUGUCUGCACAGAGGCUGGCAUGUACGCUCUUCGUGAGCGCAGAGUCCACGUCACCCAGGAGGACUUUGAGCUUGCUACCGCCAAGAUUCUUAACAAGCACGACGACAAGGAGGUGUCCCUGGGCAAGCUCUGGAAGUAA
Colletotrichum aenigma is the source of this 1170-nucleotide messenger RNA. RefSeq names its product 26S proteasome regulatory subunit 8-like protein. Gene Ontology annotation, cellular component: proteasome regulatory particle, base subcomplex. Bases 1 to 1170 code for a protein of 389 amino acids. Gene Ontology annotation, molecular function: ATP hydrolysis activity; ATP binding; proteasome-activating activity. NCBI's taxonomy places the organism in Eukaryota, Fungi, Ascomycota, Sordariomycetes, Glomerellales, Glomerellaceae. Gene Ontology annotation, biological process: proteasome-mediated ubiquitin-dependent protein catabolic process. The record is from RefSeq and is a predicted model, not a curated record. The transcript is spliced from 2 exons.